Aspergillus mulundensis is the source of this 561-nucleotide messenger RNA. RefSeq lists its product as uncharacterized. The transcript has 2 exons. The record is from RefSeq and is a predicted model, not a curated record. Bases 1 to 561 code for a protein of 186 amino acids. Gene Ontology annotation, cellular component: intracellular anatomical structure. Lineage: Eukaryota; Fungi; Ascomycota; Eurotiomycetes; Eurotiales; Aspergillaceae. Gene Ontology annotation, molecular function: oxidoreductase activity, acting on NAD(P)H, oxygen as acceptor.
AUGGCCUCCACCACAACAGAAACCCCCCAGACCCAACUCACCCUCGCCGGCAAAGUAAUUGCCAGUAAGUCCAUCCCUAGCUCAACCUGCAAAGCCCCCCUUCCAACCCCCGUCACAGUCACCGGCGCAAACCGCGGCAUCGGCCUGGGCGUCGCCGAGUCCUGCCUCGUCAACGGCGCCUCACACGUCUACUCAAUCGACAUCAGCACGCCCGACGAGAACUCCGACUACACCGCGUUAUCGUCUCGCUUCCCCGGAAAGCUGCACGCCAUAACCGCCAACGUCACGCAAGAAGAAACCAUCAUCGCCGCCAUCGACUCCAUCAUCGCCGAAGCAGGCGCCCUACACGGGAUGGUCGUGAACGCCGGACGCACGCACCACAAGGCCGCGCUGGAGUUUACAAAGGAGGACCUUGAUAACCUGUGGAGCGUCAAUCUGUACGGGGCGUUCUUUACGGCUCGCGCGGCGGCAAAGGCAUUCAUCAAGCAGGGCGUCAAGGGAAGCAUCGUGUUUACGGCGAGCAUGGCAAGUUAUCGACCGAAUAAGAAGAAGAAGGGCUAA